Messenger RNA from Lottia gigantea (owl limpet), 825 nucleotides. RefSeq lists its product as hypothetical. Gene Ontology annotation, cellular component: membrane. Gene Ontology annotation, biological process: G protein-coupled receptor signaling pathway. NCBI's taxonomy places the organism in Eukaryota, Metazoa, Mollusca, Gastropoda, Lottiidae. The record is from RefSeq and is a predicted model, not a curated record. Gene Ontology annotation, molecular function: G protein-coupled receptor activity. The transcript has 2 exons. Bases 1 to 825 code for a protein of 274 amino acids.
AUGAAUAACUCGUCUUAUUUAAAUGAUAUGUUUCCUGUACCAGCAAACACAACCGUAGCUAGUAGCAGUAAUCAACAGAUAGUUGUGAAUGCUAUUAUUGGAGGUCUUGUGUUUUUACUGUGUUUGUUUACUUUCACCUCGAUCUUACUGACUAAAUCACUAAGAAAUAAAGAGAAGGUGUGUUACCUCGCCAUUAUCUGUUCAGAUCUGGUGUUGAGUUGUCAAAUACUGUUUGUCCGUCUGCUACCUAUAACCUUCAACAGUGACCAUCCAUUAUGUCACUUUCAGUUAUGGAAUGGAAUUAUUUUAACACAGGCUACCAUGUUUUCGAAUAUGAUGGUUACAACAGAACGGUUUGUGAGUGUUGUUCUGCCUUUUAGAUUUUCCGAGAAAGUGACUUGUAAGCGACUAAUGGUUGUGUACGCGUUCUUGUGGGUAGCUGCAAUCGUCCUAACGUUUGUCAUGUUUUCAGAUGGAUUUAGUGGAAGCACAUUGUGCCAGUUUUUAACUGUAGGAAAUCGAAAAUCAUAUGCUAUUCUGGGGUCAUUUAUGUGUUCUAUAGUAAUUGUUGAUUUCUCCCUAUACGUUGGCAUCAUAAAGGUAGCACGGCGCCACAUUCGACAGAUUGCAGCAACAAUGGUUGACGGGAACAUUGCAGAGUGUUUAAGAGCAAUUGUGGACGGUCGGACGGACAUGGGUGACGGCAACAUACGGCCCCAUUUCAUGUGGACGUAUAAAAACAGUCGACUUCAUACAAUUUUCCGACGCAGAGGCAAGGCAGUAAGAACGCCUUUCCGAUGUAACGGGGCCUUUAAGGACUGUUGA